AUCAUAUUAUGCAAAGAGGAGACCCAGAGAUUCGAGGCAUUGUUUUAUAUUCUUUUAGAUUUUGAUUCUUUUGGGUGGAGUUUUUGAGAAGAUGAUAAAAUGGUGGUGGGUUUCAGCUUUCCAAUUGGUUGAGCUGUUUGUUAGCUCAGUGGUUAAUCUUUUAUAUGGUUCUACGUAUAUAGCACUGCCGUUGCUGUGGACCUCCAUCAGGCUUUGAGUGAUCGGAUUUCAAGGCUAAUGCAAGCUUAGAGGUGAAAAAAAAACAAUUCCUCUACGACCAACGUUGAUGAUGCCUCCUAUUGUUUUGGUUCAUGGAAUUUUUGGAUUUGGCAAAGGAAAAUUUGGAAGUUUUUCGUAUUUUGGAGGGGCUGAAAAGAAAGAUGAGAGGGUUCUUGUGCCUGAUUUGGGGUCACUUACAAGCAUAUAUGAUAGGGCUCGUGAAUUGUUCUAUUAUUUGAAAGGUGGGCGAGUUGAUUACGGUGAAGAACAUAGCAAGGCUUGUGGGCAUUAUCAGUUUGGACGACUUAUGAACCAGGAAAGCUGAAGUUUCUCAGUUCUU
Messenger RNA from Hibiscus syriacus, 559 nucleotides. RefSeq names its product lipase-like. Bases 287 to 544 code for a protein of 85 amino acids. The record is from RefSeq and is a predicted model, not a curated record. NCBI's taxonomy places the organism in Eukaryota, Viridiplantae, Streptophyta, Magnoliopsida, Malvales, Malvaceae. The transcript has 3 exons.